Messenger RNA from Hippoglossus stenolepis (Pacific halibut), 759 nucleotides. Its product is annotated as trypsin-3. The transcript has 5 exons. Bases 1 to 759 code for a protein of 252 amino acids. Gene Ontology annotation, biological process: proteolysis. Gene Ontology annotation, molecular function: serine-type endopeptidase activity. The record is from RefSeq and is a predicted model, not a curated record. NCBI's taxonomy places the organism in Eukaryota, Metazoa, Chordata, Actinopteri, Pleuronectiformes, Pleuronectidae.
AUGAGGCUUUUCCUUCUUCUCACUCUCUUUGGAGCGGCAUUCCAAAUGCCGAUAACUUCCCUGGAGGAGGGCAACAAAAUUGUUGGAGGAUAUGAGUGCCCGAAACACUCCGUGCCCUACCAGGUGUCUCUCUUCAAUGGGUACAACCUCUGCGGUGGGACUCUUCUGUCUGAUGAGUGGGUGCUCUCUGCUGCACACUGCAAAACAAAGUCGAAUGUAGAGGUUCGUCUGGGAGAGCACGACAUCUGGGAACCCGAGGGGACUGAGCAGCACAUUAUGUCUGCUGAGUUUAUCCGCCACCCUGACUACAACCCCCGCUCGCAGGACAGUGAUAUCAUGCUUAUCAAACUGAGUCGACCGGCCACUCUGAACAGCUUCGUGCGCCCUGCAACCCUCCCCUCGAAGUGUGCCAGUGACGGAACAAUGUGCCAGAUCUCUGGAUGGGGGAGUCUUCGUCCCAGCGAUGAAGGCUCGAGGUACCCUGAUAAGUUGCAGUGCCUUGAUGCCCCUCUCCUGAGCGAUGACACAUGCUUUAACGCAUAUCCUUUCCAAAUUACUGAAAACAUGAUCUGUGCCGGCUAUCUGAAGGGAGGGAAGGACUCCUGUCAGGGUGACUCCGGGGGUCCCAUGAUGUGUGGCGGCGAGCUCCAGGGAGUUGUGUCUUGGGGACAUGGUUGUGCCCUGAGAAACAAGCCUGGGGUGUACACAAAGGUUUGUAAUUACACCCCCUGGAUCAGGAACACAAUGGCAUCUGGCUGA